AUGAAUCUUCAAGUGAGGGGAACAGGUACUUGCAAGAUAUCUUUUGUGAGUGAUGAUGGGGAAGCCAGGAUUGAUCAUCACUUGGUUGUAAAUGAUCAUUCGGAAAUUUCAAUUGUCAUCACAGAAAUAAAACCAAAAGGAAAAUAUCCAAAACUUGUCAAUGGAUCGAUAUCCUUAGAGGAAGUGCCUACAUUUAAUUACGUGGCAGUAUCUCAAGCGAGUUCUAGUAGUGAAGGAGGUAAGUUAAUGAUGUCUGAGCUUCAUGGAGAAAGGGAAAAUCUUAAAGAAGUGGUGCUUCCUAGAAAGGAUCAGAUUUUUGUACCUCAUAAUAUCUCCUCAUCUGUGAAAUCUUGUGCCAAUUUUGUGCUGCGAUUACCAGUGCAGCUAAGUGGGGAAGUAAUUGAAGACAUAACAUGUGGAUUUAAGAAAGGGAAUUUUGCUGACAAGAUCAACAAGAACUUUAUCUUAUGUCAUGGAUUCCUGCCGGGUUAUCAGUCCCGAGUUUUGAUAAAGAGAUUCACAGGAGAUUGUGGGGCCAUUCUUGAAGCAGAAAAAGCAUCAGCCGUCUCUAUGCACCAUAAGAAUAUACUCCGGAUGAUAGGAUAUCACGAGACUGAAAAUUCCUCUGUACUGGUCUUUCCCUUUGCAGCAAGAUGGAGCCUGGACAAAAAUCUUCCCGGCUCUAGAGGAAAUCAAUUGGAAUUGAGAUUUCAAGACAAACUAAAGAUAGCAAUAGAAAUUGCUCAAGGUGUCAGAUAUAUGCAUGAAGAAUGUCCCGCAGGCCCUGUGGUUCAUGGUGAAUUGAUUGCAAGCAACAUUUUUCUGAGACACGACUUACGGCCACAGGUAAUCUCCAUCCUUAAAGGACAUAAAUUCUGUCAAAUGGAACAAUCUCCAUUGUCUCAAACUGUUUAUAAAGAGGAAGCUGAAACGGUAAUAUUUCCCGGGCUUGCAUCAAGCUCAACUGGCUGGGAUGAGGAUGCUUACAACUAUGUCAUAUAA
This is a messenger RNA of Corylus avellana, 1002 nucleotides long. Lineage: Eukaryota; Viridiplantae; Streptophyta; Magnoliopsida; Fagales; Betulaceae. The record is from RefSeq and is a predicted model, not a curated record.